Molecule: messenger RNA, 1167 nt
Organism: Phaedon cochleariae (mustard beetle)
Lineage: Eukaryota; Metazoa; Arthropoda; Insecta; Coleoptera; Chrysomelidae
Source: the annotation of a GenBank genome assembly
AUGGCUGCUAUAAAUUCGACCAGCAGCGGCUCAUCCUUGACUCUUCGACAUUUUGCGUGCCCAGUGUUUAGUGUUGGUCAACCGAAUAACGAAGGUUUUACAAAGCUGCAAGCUUACCCUCUGGCAGAAAAUGAAGAGAAGCUACCCAGCCAGCCAAUACAACCCAACGGACAAUCUCCAUUAAUCCAAACUCUUCCACAAAAACCAGAAGAAACCCUACCUGCCAACGACUCAUCCGCAGAAUCCUCUUCAUCAGAAAGCAACGAAUCCUCAGAAAUAAAACCAGCCCAACCGCUGUCUGCACCAGCAGCCGAUGAACAAGAAAAACCCGCUGAAGCACCCAAACCAGCAGAGGAAUCCAAACCUCUAGCAGACGCAGCUUCCACCCUUGCCCCAGCAAUAGCCGCCGCAAAAUCAGCUCUUCCAGCCAAUGACGAACCACAAGAAAAACCUCUGGCCCUACCAACCUCCGUAUCCCAAGAAAAGCCUUUGGAAGAAUCAAUCAAAGCGACCGCUACCGAAAUCAAAGAAGAAAUCGUGAAGCCCAGCGAACAGAAAGUCGAGAAGAAUCCUGUCGCUGAAGAAAAGCUCCCCGAGCUCAAGAAAAUCGAUCCUCAGCCCGAAAAAAUCGUACCUACAGAUGCCAGCAUCCAAUUGAAAGCCGUUCCAGCUGAACCAGCCCAAGCUGAAGGGGUAGCCCCACUGAAAUCUAUCCCUCUCGAACCAGUAGCUACCGAAGCAAAAGCCCCAGCUCAACCUACUCCAGCAGUGCAACCAGUCAAGCCUCUCGAGCACACGAACCAGCUCAGGUCCGUUCCUGCUUCUGUUGCAGCUGUACAACCAGUCCCAGAGCAAAUCCAGCCCAAAGCUGUACAACCAGCAGUAGAUAACAUCCAAGUCAUUCCAGCCCCAGAAAGCGAGAAGAAAGCUAAAUCCGAGGAUGCCCCAGCGGAGCCUCUGGCAGAGGCACCGAAACCCGAGGUCGCCAAGCCUGUUGAGCCACUAGCCAGCAGCAGCGAAGCCCCUGCAGUACCGGAAGUGAGGAAGCCAGAGGCUGCUUUGGAAGAGGCUAAGCCGAUCUUGGAUGCGAAGCCCGAGCAGAAACCAGCAGAGCCCAAGGGCGAGCAGCAAGAAAUCCUGCCGAAGCCGAGUGCAUCGAGUUCUUGA